This is a messenger RNA of Rubroshorea leprosula, 704 nucleotides long. The record is from the annotation of a GenBank genome assembly. Lineage: Eukaryota; Viridiplantae; Streptophyta; Magnoliopsida; Malvales; Dipterocarpaceae.
CCACACAACAGCAGCAGGAGCAACCCAUUAUUACAUAGCCACCAUUGGACGAUGACCAAUACCCUGGAGAUGAUGCAACAAUGGAGAAGGACACUAAAGAGCAUAAUUUGGAGGUUGAGUUAGAUGCUGAGUUUGCUGUGCUUGAUCUUGAGUUAGACGCUCAGUUGGAGGAGGAGCUAUCAUGUGCUAUCCCAAAGAUAGGACGUGGCAUGGAUAAAGGAGAUGAUGCUCCUGCAGACCCGAGUCAAAGGAAGCUGCUUAGCCUAAAUCGUCGAGGCACAUUCAACCAUGAGAGGUUUGGGAGGACUACAAUAGUAAUAUGGAAGUACUUAUAUGAUGAGCCAAUGUUUUUCUGGUCUAGUUGGCCUGAGGAAAAGAAGAGGAUUGCUUGGGAGAAUUUUCAAGUAUGAAAAUUAUAGAAUAAAAUGAAGAUAUAUUUGGUUUGCAGUGAUUACUAAUAAGUUUUAUAGAAUUUUAGUAAAUCUUGCUUUUGGACAAGUUUUUGAAGUUUUGCUUAAGGUUUAUGUGAAAGUGACAUCAAUUCAUAGAAGCAUGUUUUAGAUUAAUUCAUAUAAGCAUUUUGUUAUUUUUUAUUUUCCUUCUCGGAUCAAUGGUGGUGAAUAUGGAAUGGUCAUUUUCUUGUUGCUGGAUUAUGUUUUGUUUCCAUGAUCGAAUUUCAUUUUGAGUAAAUUGGUUAUGAAGUA